This is a messenger RNA of Aspergillus calidoustus, 1323 nucleotides long. The record is from the annotation of a GenBank genome assembly. Lineage: Eukaryota; Fungi; Ascomycota; Eurotiomycetes; Eurotiales; Aspergillaceae.
CCCGCGCCAAGAUGCAAAAAGUUUCCGACCAGAUCUAUAAAUAUAGGCAUCUUAAGGCUUUCGGAGAUCAGACACGGUUGUCUUUUUACGAUUUCACCUUCUAUCGUUCAAGUCAUUUCAUACUAUAUUCUUCCACAUGUCUACUAGUACUGCUACGCCUUGGUUCCUCUACGCUUACCCCUGGCAGCCCUUUCCACGCCGAGUGAUUAUCUACCUCCGGGAACGAAAUAUCCCAUCGUCGCUCGUCACAGUCGUCCAUGUGUCAGACGUCCAGUUCGGUGGUGAGACGCCCGAAGGGUUCCCUCCGAAGCCCCCGGGGAGUCUCCCAAUCCUGGCCAUUCCAAGAGCAUCCACUGGAGGAGAGACCAACGAUGAUUUCAUCUACAUCAAGCAGUCCAUCGCCAUCAUGGAAUUCCUCGAGGACGCCUGUAAUACGGGCCGAUGGGGAUUUCCGAAGCUUCCCCAACCGCCGAUUUUGGCGCUGUCAAUCACCACGCCAUCGCUCAAUGACGGCAUUUCCGACGCUAAUUUGGAUGGUGGCGAUAAGCAAGGAGUUUCCCCCCUUCUUGCAGCAAGACACGGCGAGCUGCUCAGUCUCGCGAGCGGUCUCACGGAUAGCUGGAACCCGAUCCGCACAUUUGGAUCCGGGACGGGGACGAUGCGGAUCCCGGCCGCCGCGAAAGAGAUGCUCGGAUGGACGCGGCGGAGUCUGCUCGCAAUCGAGAAUUGGUUCGAGGAGAAUGGGUACUCGUCCGCGGGCCUGAGAUGGGACGAGAGAGAGAACAGCAACGGCAACGAACGACAUGCAGGAAAAAGACAAGCAACCAUUGCAGAAAUCGUCCUCUUCCAGUUCUUCGACUUCACGCACGAUUGCUAUGGGAUCGACAUGACGCGGUCGUCGGGGAAGAAGGUGACCGAUGUUUAUGGUCGCGAGGUGCUGGAAAGUUAUCCGCGGCUGGAGAGCUUUUACAAGGACUUUUUGACCAGACCGAGUGCCAGAAGGUAUGCGGAGCUUGGAGAUGUGCCGCAUGAGAACUGGGUUAAGAGUAUGACGGAUUGGUCUGCGGGGAUCUUUGAUGAUGAAGGGGGAGAGGUACUACAGGGAAAAAAUUAAGCAUGUUAUUGUGGCGAGAUCUUGAGGGUUGGUCGUAAAUGCGACACCGAGUGAUAAAGGGAUAAUAUGCUAUGGAGAGGAGGGGGUUGUAAAAUUGUACUAGCAGACCUUAGUCCUGUUCUUCGAUGAUUUGAAUGCCAUUACCAAUAUCCGAACUUGAAAUCUGUAGUUGUCAGCUAGGAUAAAACACACAGUUGUCUGGUUACCAA